Bombus huntii is the source of this 9357-nucleotide messenger RNA. RefSeq lists its product as uncharacterized. The transcript is spliced from 6 exons. The coding region runs from base 524 to 1972 and encodes 482 amino acids. The record is from RefSeq and is a predicted model, not a curated record. NCBI's taxonomy places the organism in Eukaryota, Metazoa, Arthropoda, Insecta, Hymenoptera, Apidae.
GUACCGCUUCGACUGUGAACGCGGUAGGAACUGGAUCGUUUAUAUUACAAAGCUCCUUUAUCGUUCGGAACGAUUACAUUCGAAUGUUUUUUCAAGCGCUAACGACGUAAUCGACGUUUGGUAAGCGAUUAGUAACCGCGAAUCCGUGUCGAUUCGUGGAUGAUUCUCGAGCUAUUUCGUGCGUGUACGUGACAUUAAGUGGCACGUAAACAGGUGCACCUAUUCGCGUAGCGCAAGAAACGAAUCACGGAGGUCGUUGCACGUAAUAUCCACCGACAGACGGGACAAUUCGGGUGCACGAUCUAUGUCUAUGACUGUGCAGUAGCGGAUACUCUUCUCGACCACUUGUCUGUCACCAACCGCCACUAUUGUCUCGCGAAGACCGAGCUGUAAAUCUUCGUUGCUUAUACUGUUUUCUCGGUUGUUCGUGAACAAAAGGGAAUCGUCUCGAGAAAGAAAAAUCGCUUAUGGGUAUCUGAGCACAUCGAACGUUCAACGCUCGGUGAGAGUUUUGUGAAGCAAAAUGAGAAGACAAUCGUACAGCUCGAACGUGAAUGCCGCAAGCUGUGGCGAGCCUCAGAUCAUCGUAGAGGAAAGCACAUUGGGAGAAGAGGAAGCGGAAUGGCGAAGGAACGAGUCGCCUCCGCGUUGCAUGGACCCCGAUUCGCCAUCCUUAAAUCCUUAUCUAUUGUCUCCCUGGAGAGAAGCAAGAAAGCACUCUCUACCGACUCCGCAAUGUACUUCCGGGAUAACCGCAUCACAGGUGAGACGACUGAGCGAGCGUGGCGGAGAAGGAUCAGGACCAUCACCGAGGGAAGCUGCUUUCCUGUCCACUCUCUCUCAAGCACCAGCUCCUCAACCAGGUGGCCGAAGACAUUCGGUUGUUACGAUUGCCAGAGUGCCACCGACUCUGUUUGGCCGUAAUCGUCGCGAAUCAAUCGCCGCUUUUCCUCUUGGAGGCGCGACCAGAAUAUUGCCGAGUCGUCGAGACUCAGAGUCUAGAAUAUCCGGACCACCGAGCAACAGUGGAAGCACGCACAAUCUUCAGUUGGACAUUAUGGACGAUAUCGCAGAGAUGAAAGCGAGGAAGGUACGCUUAAAGAUGUACAAGACGUCGACGGAGCAAGUGUGCGAGAUACAGCCGCUGGAAGGUAACAGCUCCGCUCAACGUUACACUCAAUAUCCGAAACGACGAUUCUCUGAAAUGCCUGCUCCGUCGGUUUCGCCGACGUCUUCUCUCCGAAGGCGCGUCUCGGAACUGCCAAGAGCCGUGAGUGCAUCGGUUUCCGGUGCUGCGGGCAUCGUCUGCUCCAAUACGGAUCUGAUAUCGAUCCUAAGCUCGUUAGCGUCUUCCGCGACGGAAAUUAACCGAUGCGGCGAGGAAGCGUCGAGUUCGCGGGACGAUAGCAAAUCAAGCUGGUCCGGAAAAACGGCCGAACAGAAACGAAAUCGAUUGAAGAGCUUCCGUUCCAACAGCUUCGACGUGUCGAUAUUGCACGGAGCCAAGGGUAAGCUUAGCGGAUCCUCGAAAGCUGCCGCUUCGACCAUUAUGGCACCGUCGAAUUGGUUCACCAAGAGACACCAACCGAUGUCGAAGAAACAGAAGCCGGAAGAUUUAAUAACGGCCAGCUUAAGCCUUAAAUUCGAUAAAUCGAAGGUAGUGAAGGCGGUGAAGGAAACGUUGGGUAAAACGUCCCCUAACAGCGACGUCAGACACAAAGUCGUAUGGGACGACACUAGUGGAACCAAAGUGGACGCUCAGGUAUUGGGUAGCGCAAUUGAGAAGAUUUUAACGGCACAAAGGGGAAACGAUACGGAGGCAUCCGGAUCGAGCGGAAAGCCCUCGGUAUCUCCGAACAAACCAAGGUCAGGCAAAGUGGCAAGUUGGUUUUCAAGUACCAAGGACCAAGAGCAAACGGAAUCCUGCGAACCGUCUAUCUGUUCUUCCCUGAAGGACCUAUUCGUCAAGUAGUAUGGAAACACAAAUGCGAGUCUCUCUCGUUUAAUUAACGCUUCUUCAUUUAAGGAUUUAUUCAGAGAUUAACGCGACCUAAUAGAUGACUGACAAUCUCGUUUAACUCAAAUUAACGAGCUAUACUUUCCUUGUACUUUCUUAUUGCUAUACCCCUACGACGAUAUUCUUUUAUCAUUUCUGUCGAUUUUAAUCUCACACAAAUAUCCAUGAAAUAUGUAUGCAGUAGUUGACGAAAAUAUUCGAACACUCGUUAUACGAUAGAAGAUUUUUACGAAUAUAUAUUAUGUACGUUGGUCUUUUUCUCACUUCACUGUAAUGAGACAUGUCUAUCAUGAUUACACCGGUAAAAAUUGAAACCAAUUUGGAAAUGUAUAUAUGGAAGUUAGAAGAUGCUUAUUGCAAACGUACACAUAGCAAAAAAAUAAUAUACAGUGUGAAGAGUAAUUUUAAACAUAUGAUUGAUUAGGGGUAAAAAUGGUCCUACUAAAAAUAUUGUGACUUAUUUAUACAAUACAUAAUUUACUGUCCAAAUACCGAUGGUAAUCAAUAAGCAUCUUAUAAUUUCUAUUUACGUUUGUAUUAGGGUGUUCCAAAAGUUUCUUUCGUUUUAUAAGGAAAUAAUAGAUGCACGACACUUUUUGUUUUAUAUUAUUUUAUCGGAAUAUGUAUGAUCCACUUUGUAGUAAUAGAACAAAACGAAAGAAACUUUUGGGACAGCCUAAUGCAUUUUCAGAUUCAUGAAAAGCUUCAACAAAAUAUUCAUGGAAAGUUUCUGUAAGCGUCCGAGUACUUUCGUGAGCCACUGUAUGUAUAAUAAUUCGUUACAAUGUUAGUGAUAGCUUGGAAAGCGAACUAUUUUUAUUGUACAUCUUUUUACUUUCCAUAUUACACUCAUAGAUACUCUAAAACGCCGCGAUACUAACUCUUAUCUAUCAUGUUUACGAAUGCGUAUUAUUCGUGAAACCGCUUCUGAUUUUACGGAAAUUUUGCAGUCGCUUGAUGAAUGAAACAGAUUUGUUAAGAGAAUCACAUGUUAUAGAUACCUGAGCUGUGAUUUAUUUAAUAUAUCUCUUCUAAUUUGUUAUCCUGCAACAUUUCCAUGUUUAACGACGUUUUUAAAUUAAAUUUCACGAGUUUAUUUUCCUUAAGCUAAAGACGAUGCUCGUGAAAUAUUUAUUUCUGAAGUAAAAAGUAAAAAUAUAGCUUACAUAUUGCUUGUAUUUAAUCAUGUAUUACGAUUAAUCCUGUUGCGAUCCUCGUAUAUUUCAGUUAGGCUCUGAUUUUAGUAAACAAGAAAGAUUUAUAAUAUCUUAAGAGGAUGUUUAGCAUGAAAUAGAGAAGUCACGCUAAUAAAAAGUUUUUCAUAUUUUUCUUCAGGCUUAAAAUAUUUUUUAAUGUUGUGAAAAAAUUGGGUUGAAAAUGAAUAAAAGGAUGCAACAGGGUAUUUAAACAAACUAAUAUCUCUUAUACGAAUAAGUUGAGUGAAAUAUUAUAAAUUAUUUUCACAAAAAGACACCCAUUUUUAUUAUUGCUUUCUAAACAAAAUUCAAUAUGAUUUGUUAUAUCUGUAAUAGGAAGUUUCUUUAACUAACGUUUAGUUAUCGAUCCUAUUUUUAUUGAAGUUUAACGAUACUGUUCAAUGCUAAUAAUUGUUAAUUUGUAAGUGAAGGGUAAUUCCAACGAAGAAAGAUAUCACCAUCAUUUGCAAACAGAUAGUUUCAGAUAAAAUCAGCAUUGGUACUGCAAACUUAAGAGAUUGUAAACCUAAUAUGUAUUGUAUCGCAAAGCGGGAUUCAUGGUGAAAAAUUAAAUAUAAAAGUCCAUGAAAUUUCGCAGAUUUAAACAUCUCAGUGGAUACAGCUUUCAGCAAAUAAAUGUGGGCAAAAGUUUAGUCAAUCUCUAUAUUUAAAUAACGUAUGAUAUUUAAUUCCACAGUAUAAUUAAACAAAGAUUCGAAGCUGAAAAUUUCGAAAUAUAAUUGAACAAUAUAUCGUACAAUAAAUGUUAUAUGAUGUUCCGUAAAGGAGAAUUGCGUUUUUAUGAAGAGGAUCAAAGGUAAAAGAGAUUGUUGUUGAACGAUACGAUCGUUUCGAAAUUCCAUUUUGAUCUUGUGUAUGUAUAGUGUAUCCCGUACAAAAGAUAUUACAACAAGCGUCCAGUCAUAAUGUGAAACAUUAAUCAAAAUUUCUAAUCUCGAGUGUUUCAAACCCCAGAACUUAUUUUAAUAAAUAUAAGAAGGACAGAUUACAUUCAAUUUGAUUUUUCUAAUUCUCUCAUUAAUAAUUAAAUAUGAGCGUCAAUCAAUCAAUAGUUCAUAAUACACGGUGCGUGUAUAACAUUCAUCUGAUUUCAAUUAACUUACGUUUAAGCAAACUAAUUACUUGAACUAGCUUAUCAUUCACAUUAUUACACAUUUUAAUUGUAUAUAUAUCUAGUACAACAUAGAAAGAAUGUUUUAGGAUUAUGAGUAUUUAUUUAAUUUUUAAGAAGGACAAUAAGAUUUAAUACAUGUACACAGUAGUUAAAAAUAUGAAAUCCAGUCGCUUUUACAUUAAGUACCAUUUCCUCGUAAAUGAACAUACAAAAGAUAAAUGUCAAUAACUAUAGAUGCCUGUUUAAUGUUUCUUUUUGGUUACGAUUAUAUAUGUAAAAUUAGUUCUUAUAAUGAAUACUGCUUAGAGGAAUAAGGAUUAUUUUUCACUUGAAAGAAGUUUGCUUUGAUGUUUUAAAUGACUGAAUAAAAUGCGGACAAAAUAGUUUAACCCUACACGUAAAGAUUCAAAUACGUUACAUACAAUAACUAUAAAAAUAUAUUACAAAAACGUAAGAAUUUGUACUUUAGAUAGCAAUGCGUUUAAAAGUUAUUUUAUGAAUUCACUUUAUUAAUUACUGAUUUAAAAUCUCCAGCAUUUUCAGUAAAAUGUCAAGAAAGUAGAAGAAAAGUACAACAAAAGUAGAAAACAGUUAAUUUUGUAAUAUAAAUUUAUAGUCUGCCGAAUUAAUACUCAUAUUUCUAAAACAGGGUCUAUACACUUUCAAAAUUUCAAUCAAAUCAUAUGCAUAGUAUUUCUUUUAUCUCAUAUUCUAAUUUCACCACACUGAAUUUUCUAAAGAAAGAUGAUCUAUUUAUUUUAAACAACGCAAAUCCUUUACUUUAGAUAUGCAAAGUCAAAUGUAUUUUUGUCAAUAAAGACACAAAAAAUCUUAGACGUCUAAAUGUCAGCUUUAAGAACAGUAGACUUGCCUGCCUUCAAACUUAAAUCUCCUUUCCAGUAGUAAAACUUAAAUAACAUUAACAACGGCAGUAAUAUUUACACCUACAGAUGGAGGAUAUUAGACUUCGAUAAAAAUACAAGUAACUCAAUAAAUAUGUAUCUAGGUACGAUGGUUAAAGAAUAACGAUUCGUCAUUCUUUAUUCCAACGCUUAACGCUAUCCCUCUUUCAACAAAUACAAUUCUAGAAGAAUGCCGCUGAAGAAAAAUGUUAUGCGUGUAUUUAUUUGCCUUUGCGGGUCGAAGGUUUAUUAAAUUAUUAAAUGAAAAUAUUAAAUGAAAAUGAAGGUUUAUUAAAUCAUUGUAAUAUAUUAUAUAAAUAUAUAUAUAUAUAUAUAUAUAUAUAUAUAUAUAUAUAUAUAUAUAUAUAUAUAUAUAUAUAUAUAUAUAUAUAUAUAUAUACACAUACAUAUAUAAAUACGUAUAAUUAUGUGUAUAAAAAUUGACAUGUAUAUAUAUAUAUAUAUGUAUAUAUAUAUAUACUUUUAAUAAUGACUUAAUUUGUAUAGUAAAAACAUAGCUGAAAUCUCAUGUAAGAUUGUUGGGAUGUACGUGACAUUUCUGUCGCAUCAUUGAUCAUCGUUAUACUUUGAAAAAUAAUUAAGGAAGCGAACAAUGCGUGAACGAUUAUGGCAGUUUUAUUAAUAAACGAACGUUUAGCAGAGAACAUGGAUUUACUGGAUAUGUAAAUGUUUCAUUAAAUAUAACUGUUACGUACAUAAUAAUAUGUUGUUACCUGUAUGAAAUAACGUUGAUAUAAUACUCAUAUUGUAUUUAUGGUUUCACCUUUCACAGAAUUAAUAAAAUCUGCGGAGAUUCAAACGUAUGCUCUCCCUUUCAUUCUAUGAGGAUUGAACAUUUAGAAGAUUUUAUGAAAAUGUACUAAAAAAGAAUCAGGAGCAUCUGUUUCUCUUUUUUUUAAUAUGUUGAUUACCACGCGAUUUUUAUACGUAUUUUGUCCUGGAUAGAUAGAUUAAUGCGUACCAUACCAAGACAUUUCAUUCUUGCAAAAUAUUCUAAUGUAUUUGCGUACCUUUUCUCUGACAUUGUUACCUAAAUCAUUCACAUUGCCGACCAUUUUUUAGACCAUGACAUUUAUCCUAUUUUUAUCAUUCUAAAAAAUUUAGUUGAAAGACGUAGGUCACCGACGAACACCUUACACUCAACGUGUUGAAGAAUUAAAUUUGAAAUUUAAAGUGCCACAAUCUCAAUGACUUUCAUGUGGGUACCGAUUUAGUUUACCAGAAAAUUACAAAUAUGUACCAUUUUAAUAUGAAUAUAAACAGAAACAUGAAUAGAAACAGUGCAAAUAUGCUUGUAUCCCAGGACAACACGAAUUUGUUAAAUUAAUGAAAUAAAUCAUACCUUUUUCUCUUGUAUGUCGUAUUUUCGAUAUAUGAUAUAAUAAAAUAACAAUCAUUUUCGCUUUAAAUUUAAAUUCGCCUGGAAUGUCAAAAAAUGUCGAAAAAGGGAUUUGGUAGAAUGGAUAUAACAAAUCGUUUAACUGUUUUAAAUAAUAAAGCACUGAAAAAAAUCUAAAAAUUGUAUCUUUAUAUUCCUAAUUUAUUCUCGAUUUUUAAAUUUACAAAAUAUCUUACGACUAAAUAACCUUGAUCUUAAACGAGAUAAAGUAUUCUUCUUCCUUAUCGUAUGUAUUAGUGUUCAAACAAUACCUUUAUAAAUAUAAACAUACAUUUUAUUAAAAGGAAAUUAUUUUAUAACUGUGAUGAUUUUCUGAUUAAGUUUCGUCACGUAAAAACUUAUCUAUCACAUAGAUAUUACGACCAAAAGUAUGAGGAAUUGGAAUUGACAUCAUAAUGUGUUUGCGACACAUUGAUAUAGAUAAACUGUAAAUAAAUAAUGAGUAGGAGCGAGUCAGAAAUGUUAUAUAUCUAUAAUAAAAUAAAUAAUACAGUGCAAACAUGUUUCCUAUUUAUGAUUUUAAAUCACGCUUAUCUACGCUUAUCACUCAUUUAUAUAAUUUUAUAACAUUCAUAAUUUAAGCAAUCUAAUCUAUUACGACACAUAAUAUAAAUAAUUUUAUCAUUAUUUCAACAAGAUUCCGUACAGAAGUGUACGUUAGAAAUAUAAUUUUCCUUCUAAGAUUGUAAUAUGCAAUUGCAUUUAAUGAAUACCGCAAAUUUUAUUGUAUAAAAAAAAGUAAAAUUCUUACACUUAGUUUCUAUCGUUCACAGACAAAAUACUUCAUCUUCUAAAUAAAUUUUCUUACAAUAUACUAAUUAACAAUAAAUUUUUAGUUCUUUCGAUACUAAUAUUAAUUAAACAAACAAUUAUAAUUAUUUAUAGUCAACAGAUCAGUAAUACUAUGUAAAUCAAUUUGCAAAAGUAAUGUAAUACUUCAUUCUCAAAGACAAAAUUAAAAACGUAUCCUAAUUAUAAAUAAGCUUGCAAUAAUUUUAAAUAAUAUUAGUUUUCCAAUUUUCAUGAAAAUAGAAACAUAAUUUUUCUACGUUAUAGUGACAUAAGACAAAGAAAAUAUCAUUAAAAUUUAGUUGUAACAAAAUAAUUUUAGCAAUGUUUAGUAAUUAUAUGUCAUACGGUAUUAUUAAGACAUUAUAGUUAUGCUUCAUAUGAAAUUUCUUUUAUACAUUUUUUUAUUCUUUUUCUUCCUUGUUUUAUUACUAGACAUGGAAAGAUCCAUACUACAGGAUUUAUUUACGUACCUUUCUAUUUUUAAAUGCCUACGUUAGUUAUAGAUAUAAAAAAAUAUAAGCCAAGUUGCAAUACAUCAUACAUUUUUAAUCCACAACUUAACUUCUAAGAAAAACUAAAAAUUAUGAGAUAUACUUAUUUGUUAAUUAAAAUAAUCUAUGUGAUCAUAGGUUAUUAUAAAAACCACCUUGAAAAUUUAUUUUUAUCACUUUAACAUAAUGUUUAAGGUUUAUUUUCUAUCCAAUUUUUUACUUUAUCGCUUUCUUAUUAUCGAAUUAAUUUCAUUGUAAUUGAAUGAAUAAAAAAGCUGGAUAUCAUGAAAAGUAAAAAUAUUUAAAAAAUUCAAAAAUAAAUAGAAAUUCUACCAACUUUUGUUUCGAGUUCAUUAAUUGUUCAAUAAUUCAAUAAGAAUGUUAAUAGUGAAAAUAGAAAUAAUUGCAAAUUAUAUUAUUUCCAAAUGUUUUCUGUUUAUAUUAGAAUAUAAAUUCACUAAUAUCAAAAGAAAUUUUACAUUGUAGAAACAAAUUAUAAAAUUUAGUGACAUGAUUCCGCCGAAAUAUAGGAAUUCAUACUUUGUGAUAGUAAACGUACAACAAUUACUUCUGAAAACAAUUUUAUUUUAUAGAAAUCCCAAUUACUGUGACCGCUGCAACUACAUCUUUCAACGUUAGUGUUACAUUAGAAGAAGAUGGAAUUAUCUAAAGGCAUUAUCUUAUGGUUUACACUAAUCAAACCUCUAUUAUCAAUCUGUGCUUAGAAAUGGGAUGGUGUAUACAUAUCAAAACGAAUAAUGCCCUAGAUAAUGAGCAUUAUUUUGGUGGUUCUAAGUAUAAAAGCACAAUAGAAAAGUUAAAAUAUCGUAACGUCACAGAUAAAUGCAUUAUACAGUAAUCAUGUAACACUCACUAAUUAUUUAUGGACCUUAGAAAUGUAAGUAAAUGCUUACGAAUUUUAUUCUUAUUAGAUACUAAAAUAUGAAUAGUACACACAGGAAACUUUUAUAAGACGUACAGUUCAUAUAUGUACGUUUUACUGUGAUAUACCAUUUAAUACCAUUAAAGGAUCAAUAUUCCAUGGAAGAAUGUGGAUCUAAAUCUUUUUCAUUUGUUUUACAUUCCAUUUUAAUAUAGGAGAAGUAUGUUGCUUAUUGCAGGUAAUAAUAAACAAGAAAUUGAAGUUUUUUAUAAUUAAAAAAAAGACGGAACAAGAAAUUAUCUCAUUAGAUUCUAUUUCAUUGUAUAUUCCAAUUUCAAUUAAUUGUAAUAAAAAAAAAUAAUACAAUGCACUUGAUUCGUUAAUACCAAAUUAAGGUAAAUAUACACUUUUUUAAAUAUGGAAACUAAGUCCAUAAUAUUAAGGGAAAAUGGUGAUGAUUAGAAUGAAUGAGUCAUACAAUAAAGAUAGCAACAGUUGUAUGCAACAGCUAAAUAAAAAUG